Messenger RNA from Coprinopsis cinerea okayama7#130, 980 nucleotides. RefSeq lists its product as hypothetical. The coding region runs from base 1 to 843 and encodes 280 amino acids. Lineage: Eukaryota; Fungi; Basidiomycota; Agaricomycetes; Agaricales; Psathyrellaceae. The transcript is spliced from 4 exons. The record is from RefSeq and is a predicted model, not a curated record.
AUGCGUCCCUCUCUCUCACUCAUCGCCUCGCUCGUCGCUGUCCUUCCCUUCGUCGCUGCCCAAGACGCCAGCCUCGGUAUCACCGCCAUUCAGGCUCACUUUGAGCAAUCUCACAUCGUCGAGGACUACUUGACCGACUUCAACCCUUCCGCUGUCCUCGAUUUGUCCUAUGAAGGUGUUGGAGAGGUCGAGCCCGGACAGUCUUUGACCAUCGACCAGGUGCGACCUGUCCCAGCUCUCGCAGUCACCCCUGCCAACGAGAGCGUCACCCUCGACGGUACCUACACCCUCGCCAUGAUCGACGUCGACGUCGUCGGCGCUGACGUCUCUGCCGGUGUUACCCGUCACUGGCUCGUCAACGGCGUCACCGUCCAGGACGGCGUCGUCUCCACUGAGGGUGCCAACGUCAUCACCCCCUACGCUGGCCCUGGCCCUGCUGCUGGAUCGGGCUCCCACCGAUACAUCAUCGCUCUCUAUGCUCAACCUGAGGACUUCACUCCUCCUGAGGGCUUCGCCGAGGCCCUCCCCGUCGAGGCCUACGACUUCCUUGGAUACGUCCAAGCUGCUAACCUUGGUCCUCUCGUUGCUGCCAACUACAUCAAUGUUGAGGAGGGCGAAUACACCGGCACCCCCGUCCCCACCUCUGCCGUCGUCUCCUCCACCCUCGCCCCCGCUGCCUCUGGCUCCGGUGCUGCUUCUGGCUCUGGCCGCCCCACUGGCUCCAACUCUGGCGCUGACCCCGAGCCCACCGACGAUGCUGAUGAAGACGGCAGCGCUAUCAAGGUCGCCUCCCAAUGGGCUAUCCCUGCUGCUGCUCUCGUUGGUGCCGUCUUAGCUUUGUAAAUGACCUACCAUGGGGAUGCGUGAUCUUUUAGAGAAGGAUUUUUCUUGCGCGAGGUUUUUUGAAUGAGACUAGUCCACUCGUUUAUACCACUACUACUCCAGUCGUCUUACUAAUGAAUGCAUUUGUUGCUGAUACC